AUGGGGCUGCUGCAGCACGGCGGGCUGGAGGGCGCGCGGGCGAAGGCGCUCGCGCUGCUGCAGCAGCUGCAGCGCCAGGGCAAGCUGCAGCAAAACUUCAGCAGCAGCAGCAGCAGCAAACCCGAAGUUUGCCGCAGCGGCGUCUCUGGAGUUUAUUAUGAACCUGAAGAAAAGCUUUGGGUUGCUGCUUGGCAGCAAGCCGGGCUGCGCUGCUUCCGGGCUUUUUCCGUGCUGCAGUUGGGCUUUGCUGCUGCUUUCCGAGCAGCAGCAGCAACGCGGCAGCAGCAGCUCGCCCUCAACUACCAGUUCGUCAUAAAGAGGCACAGAAGACGCGCGGGCAGGCAGCCUCUCAAGUGA
Molecule: messenger RNA, 357 nt
Organism: Eimeria tenella
Lineage: Eukaryota; Apicomplexa; Conoidasida; Eucoccidiorida; Eimeriidae
Exons: 1
Coding region: 1-357 (118 amino acids)
Biological process (GO): regulation of DNA-templated transcription
Molecular function (GO): DNA-binding transcription factor activity
Source: RefSeq, a predicted model, not a curated record